AUGGCCGCAGCCUUGGGGACGAAAAGACGGCCACCAGCCACAGACGAGGUAAAGAAUGGGCGCAACGGGUAUGAUGUAAUGGUGAAGCGCUUGCGACUAGGCCAGAAAAUGCAAGUGAAAUUUCGGGUGGUGAAGGUGAUCGGGGAGGGCGGGGGCAGGGCGCAGGGCGCAGAUCGAAUUAAAACGGUGAAAAGUGUCGAGAAAACUUGCGACAAGACAACGGGAGCCGCAAGUUAUAUGUGA
Messenger RNA from Penicillium taxi, 243 nucleotides. RefSeq lists its product as uncharacterized. The coding region runs from base 1 to 243 and encodes 80 amino acids. Lineage: Eukaryota; Fungi; Ascomycota; Eurotiomycetes; Eurotiales; Aspergillaceae. The transcript has a single exon. The record is from RefSeq and is a predicted model, not a curated record.